Messenger RNA from Solea senegalensis (Senegalese sole), 870 nucleotides. RefSeq lists its product as uncharacterized. NCBI's taxonomy places the organism in Eukaryota, Metazoa, Chordata, Actinopteri, Pleuronectiformes, Soleidae. The record is from RefSeq and is a predicted model, not a curated record. The coding region runs from base 1 to 870 and encodes 289 amino acids. The transcript is spliced from 6 exons.
AUGGAUACUUUCCAGAAGUAUGUGCUGGCCCGGGACAAACAAUCAGAGCCACAGCCAGGCACCUCCUCCUGCGACCUAUCUGACGCUGAGAUGCUUGCCGCUGCCGCCGAGGUCGACUCUCCCAGCACGUCCAGGGACACCCCAACAGCUGUGGUCUCCUCUUCCUCUCUCUCCUCCUCCAAGCAGCCACUGGAAGGGCCAGGGCCAGGGCCAGGGCCAGUACCGAUGGCUCCUCCGAAACCUGUCUCUGGCAAAGAGCUGCUUCCCGUCAGCUGGAGGCAGACGCUGCCAGAAGAGCAGCAGGAGUGGGUGGGCCGGGCGCUGUUCAAGAGGGAACCCAGCGGGAAGGUGGUCCUCACCACGCCGCUCAAACUGUGGUGGCACCCUCCUGGCCCCCGGCCCCUCUACACACAGCUCCCCGCCAAUGCUCACGCCUUCUUCCAGCGCCCCUUCUUUCUGUGGAUGCCCUAUCGGAUGUGGGCAUAUCGUUUGAAGUGCCCUGCCGAUGGGCGGAAACUGAUGGGCGCUGGAUUAUACAAGACCGUCCGGAGGGUCUUGGACAUGAGCGGGUGGUACUUCAUGGCCACAGAGUACCUUGAGUGCCCCGCCUGUCACAAGAAGAUUGUGAGCUGGUCACGGGACAUCUUAGACCAGCUGGACCUCGCGCACCGCGAUCAGUUUCCAGCUGUUCUCACGUACAAGUUGUCCUGUGACAUGGCGGUGAUUGGGCAGAUGAAGGAGCGCACCCUGGGCAACGGUGUGGCUCGCCUCCGUGCCUCCCUGCGGCACCAAAAGAGGCGGCGCUCCCAGACCUGGCGAAGGUGCCCGGACUCGCCUGGUUUGGCUGGGUGUACGUCCUGGAUGCCAUGA